GGAAGAGGUGGGAUGUCUCGGAUGUUCCAUAUUGGAAGAAGCAGCAACACAGAGACUUUAGCUGUCGUGAAAUAAAAGUUAAGUUGUGGAAGUACUGCGAGAACUAUCACGCUCGUUAACUUCAACUAGUCUUCGCCAGAUCAGAUAUCACUGGCUUUCCUCUUUGCGACAGUGUUGUUCGCGCGUUGUGACAGACAGAACGCAUAUGACUGCAUCAAGUGGUUUGUCUUUCAUUUGAGGACUGCGGUCGAAGAACUACAGACAGUGAUCCAGUUAUUAGCUUGACAAGGACCUAUCAAGAAAGCAUUUGUGGUGAAUGCAUUCCUUGACGAUAGGGCCCAUUGCAUUAUCGUCUCAUUUUACAACACUCUUUAGACGAUCCCGCCACGCCCACUCAAGUGUUUGCUGAAACUCUGGUUUGGACGCCCAAAGUCUUUUUGCCAGGAGAAAGUCUUCUGCGUCCAGAAGGCGCCGCGCUGAUGGUUGAUGGUGAGAGCACACGGAUGACUUCAUGAUAGCUCUUCCGCUGAAUACUUUGAUAUUGCUUGAUGAUAUCGAGAAGCAAUCAUACCCACCAUCGAGAAUAGAUAGGCCAUUUCGUUGUAUUGUUCUCCAUAGUCACACUGCUGCACUCAGCUUAUGCGAAUCGCUUUCAUUGCGAAAACUCCUCGAACAGCUUGGCGUGCGUGGUCAUUUCUUCCACUGAAGGUCCAAAGUUGAAAGCGAUUAAAACACCUAGAAGGAAUCAAUCAUUCACUUGUUACUUAUCAGAUUCUACUGAUGCAGAGAUACCCCACUUCGCCGUAUUGUUGGAGGCCUCAUUACAUUUCUGAACAAAGGACCAAUUUAUACAGCAGACCAUUGUUGGCAAUGAAAUUGGACGUCUACCCAGUAUUAUCCAGGUUUACUUUUAACUUGCACAAAAUUCUGGUGUUUCACAUAUCUUAUUUAUUCACCGUAAUCACAAACGGGCAACACCUCUAAUUUUCAAGGCUGGACCCCACGUCAAAUAUCAGGAUUAUCAUCAAAUCAUGAGGACACUUCCAUGGAAAAAAAAGAAUGGCUCGACUACACUGACCCCUCCAAAGAAAACCAUUGCUUCGGUCGGCAGAUCUACAAAGCGUCCUCGUGGUGAAGCUUCUCCUUCUGACAGCGAUUAUGAUUCCGGCCAUCCUCCCAAGCAGAUCAAAGCCAUAAGCCAUAGUCGUGAACCUUCUACAUCGCCCCCACCAGAACCUCCCACUGAAAGUUUCAUGGAGGAAGGUCGAGAGCAUGAUGAUAAAUAUCGUAUUGUCGAAGACGAAUUUUUGACAGUUGCAAAGUCCUUCACUGUGCAUCUACACACAGCCGAAUAUAAAAGACUUGGUAAAAUAGCCAAAACACGAAACGCUGAUGCUAUUAAUUCGAUUUCAAGGCCUGUGGUCGGCAGAAUGCCGGAUGCAACAAGGCGUAAAGCAGAAGAGAUUGCAAGGUCGAAAAAUCAGCGAAACGUUCUAGAGAAGUUGAUUGGCAAAAAGGAAGAUGGCCUUUCUGAUGAUAGUGAUGAAGAAACUCUACCCUUUGUUGGAACAUCACUUUAUGGUCUAAUGACAAGUCCGAAGAAAAGAGGUAUAUCACUCAUGAACAUUUCUUCUCCAACCAAAACUACAAGAGCGGCUGCUGGAUUUCGCAAUCCCACUAAGUUCGAAACUUCACAGCGCGCGUCUUCUCCGACUAUCAAACGUAAGACUCAAGCUGUGGAUCUGGACCCAGAUACUACAGCUUCCGAAGACAACGAUGAUCUUGAUGCACCUAUUUCGGCUCCAAAGUUCUCAUCCUCUAAACCGGUUAAUACACAGCCAGAAGCCAGGUUACCGACGGUAUCAACAGCAGUAACUGCUAGUAAGCUGCAAAAGUCGAGGACUCCUGUGACUCUUCAUUCCAAUGUUCAUAAAUCUACCAAAGCUCCGACUGCUGAUCCGUCCUCCCAUUUAUCUACCACUCAAGAUAGGAUAGCAAGACGAAUCGCACAGACGAAACUUAGACGGAAACAGGCGGAGGAAGAGAAAAAGAAGCUCGACAUCAUUCCAACAUUCUUGUGAUUGAUCAAGAACUAUAUGUUAAAAUUAUCAUCACGAUUUAAUGCCACAUAUGAUUCACAGGCCUUGUUGAAAGCUUCAUUCAUGAACUUUGAACUAAAUAAUUUAUUA
This is a messenger RNA of Botrytis cinerea B05.10, 2189 nucleotides long. RefSeq lists its product as hypothetical. NCBI's taxonomy places the organism in Eukaryota, Fungi, Ascomycota, Leotiomycetes, Helotiales, Sclerotiniaceae. The transcript has 3 exons. The coding region runs from base 1032 to 2081 and encodes 349 amino acids. The record is from RefSeq and is a predicted model, not a curated record.